Molecule: messenger RNA, 4483 nt
Organism: Pocillopora meandrina
Lineage: Eukaryota; Metazoa; Cnidaria; Anthozoa; Scleractinia; Pocilloporidae
Source: the annotation of a GenBank genome assembly
AGAUGACGCAGGAUUCUAUCAAGGCAUUUGUUCGAGAGAAUUUCGGCAAGGAUUACUUCCCAGUCUAUCACGGCCAAACAAACAUUAUCUCUCCACUUGCGCUGAUUGUUAAACGAAAGCGGUCGUUGUGGAAGCGCUCCUUUGGUAAAGGAGAAAUGGUCAUUGUUGGUGGAUUGCAGAGGUAUAUUACUGAAGAGAAAGAGAAACACUUUCAUAAUUACUGCCAGUCAAAACUUAUGAAAGAAGACAGGAGUUUGGAAAAAACAGAAACGAGUGAUGUCAGCAGGUCAGAGUUAUCAUUCUUUCAAUAAACUCUUUAUAAGUACUGCUCAUGCCCCAUACGCCUUGUUCAAUUUCCGUCUUUGCUAUGUACUUCCGCUAAACAGGGGCCAUAACCGGGUAUUGAGACCCUUAGUGAGUUAAGCCUUAUCUUUGCUCUCGCCUCCUACAUGAAAAAAAUUCCUUGUCAUGCAACAAACUACGAGCCCUUUCGCGCAAAUCUGAGUUUAGAGUUAAGUUAACUUAAAAAUUUGAAUGGUCAUUGGGAAAUGGGGACCUACGACCAGAUACUAGGGAAUAGGAAGUGGUAUGUGGAAAAUAUGGAGUGGAGUAUGGGAAAUGGGAAAUGGAGAAUGAAGACUACGGCAUGGAAAAUGAGAUAUGAGUAUAGCGAAAUGGAAUAGAAAUUCGAAAAAGGAAACAUGAUGAGGAUUGAAAAAUGAGGAAAAGGGAAAAGAAAAUUGACAAAGAUCAACGAAUCUAACAUUUUAAGAUUUUUACAGCUUCACUAAGCACCUGGUGAAAUUUUCAUUCCCUGAACAUGACUGAUACGUUGACAGGAAUCUUGAUGUCACGCUUGAAAGCUUGGACGCUGGGGGACUGGAACUAAAGUUGACCGACAUUCUGGGUGACCUGGAGCUUGGCAAGCUUACAGAAGAGUAUUACGUGGACGUAGAUUUGCGCGAAUUGUUGUCACACGCUGUGUUAAAUGCUGAUAAGAUGACGCCAUUAGAGGGUCACGAUUUGCUUCUUGUCACUGCAGUGAUGUAUAGCGCCAAGUUUCUUCUUAAAGGCAACCGAAUGCAUCAGGUAUAGUUUUUUGUAUCAGUACAGGUUCUCGUUCUGUAAAGAAUCGGUUUAUAAGCUUUUCUUGAUUAUUAGAAGUUUUUCACAAGGUAAAACAUGGCAUACAGGGUGAACCUAAUAGUUUUCUGUACCCCGAACUCACUUCAAAAGUACUUUGCGAUAUCGAAGUCUCAUUCUACCUUUCAUUUUUUUCCUCUUUUAGGCAACAGUUUCAGGAGAAGUCCACGCACCCUCCAAACUAACCUCGUUAUUAGGGAAAGAUCCGUUAAUAAGAGGAAGCGUUACAAACCAGUCCUAUCUUCCACCAAUGGUACGAAGAAAUUCUCGCGCGCCUUUUCUCUUUAAAUUUUGUCGCGUAACUUAUAGCAAGGAGGGGAGACGUUUACAGAUUCAAGAUGGCGAGUUUGUCGGCAAAUCCUUUCGGAAUCGGGGUGAACCCGCUCUGGUGCAUUCAGUCAUAUCAGACGAAGAAGCAGCGUUGCAUUUAGAAAUGGAAGAAAGUUUCAGUCCAGGUAUUAGUCUUGUUUGGUUAAUUUAAGAAUUUCUGGAUUGCCAUGUAGUUCUCUUAUUAGACUGGAAAGAUAUUGUGAAAUUAAUAAACAUGUGGAGGAUCAAGGGAAGAAUCCCGCGGGGGGGGAGGGGUUCUAGAGUGAGUCGCAGUUUACAUUGAGGAAUGGACACUUAGAGUUACCAGCCAUCCGAAUGGGUAACAGAGUACCAGUCAGUGUGGGUGAGAGGACUAAACCCAUGAGGGUGGUGUUUAAGCAGACUACAGGAAUAAAAUAUGAUGAUAUGAUGGACAUGAACCAGAGUGAAUUCUCGAGUAUCUAAUGUCUUAAGUAUCUCUAUAGGUCAAACGAGCAGAACAUACAUCAAUUUCUCUCAGGUCCUUCUUAGUAUUUAAUUUUCACAAAUUCAGGUGGAGUUUUCCUGACAGAGAAAGAUAAUGGAAAGGUAGAAGACAUCAGAAAACUUCUGAUCACUGCAGAAAAUGGUACUCAGCUGAAAACACAGAUACUUAGGUAUUUGAAUUGGGUAAGUUCUGACAACGCCGUACAUUCCAUUAUUAAAUCUUAAAAUAACAUUUUAUACUAUCCGCGUGAUACUAUCCGAGUCGAUAAAAUUAACUUGAUAAGACUUUCAACUCUUCCACGCAACUGACGCAGGGUCUUGCAGAUGAUAGUGGCAGCUAUCACACAAAAUUAAAGGUUCAGAAUGGCCGAGUCUAUCUGGAUUUUCCUGAUAACAAAGACCUUAUCACUUCGACGCCAACAAAUUUUAUCUUUGAUGAUGAUUUUUCCAAGUGUGGAUAAUUUAACGUGUCUUAACUGUGAAGGUCUCCCUCUAAGAAAAAUUGCCCAUUUUCGGAGGGGGAAGAGGAGGGGAGGGAAGGGGAGGGGAGGGGAGGGGAGUACCUGACGAUGACUGAAACGGGAUAAGCUGCCGUCUUAGCAACUUGCUUCUACUGCAGACUCCUAGUUUACAAUGUCUUUCAUUAGUUUGAACAGAUUUUGACAAGUGGCUCAAGACAGUUACAACUCGACAAACCACUAACGAAGGAUGAUUGUGACUUUCUUCAAAAACUUGGAAUUCGAGCCAGGCCAAAGCAGUUGUUCCUGAGAUUAGCUUCAGUGCAGAGAGACGUGAUCCAUGAAUAUGGCUGCCUGUUCAAAUUGAUUAGCGGUAAGAUAAAAUUGAUAUCAUUCUUUAAAACGAGAAUUUUAUCACAGGGAAAAAAGCUUUUAAGUAGGGUGUAAUCUAACUUAAAUUAAUGAUUGAAUGUAAAAGAAUCAUACAUUUUUUUGCUUCACUUUGUGAUUGGUUCUGAAAACUCGCACCACGCCCUCAACAUGUCAUAGACACGCAGAAGCAAAGUUCAGGGAAAACUCUUGCGAUUUGCUUAAAGCUGACUAGAUAUCAAGGAAAGUUGUGCCUGUGUGAUUCUGGACUUCAGCAUUUCAAUUAUGGUCCAUAAGAAUUUUUGUAAACAGAGACAGACUUUUCCGUGCACGCUACAGAAAACAGUAUGCCUGCGAAAUAGCUGCUGUAGUUUUUAAAACUGAACAAAAUAGUUAAGUAUAUAGUUCUACGUUAAAUUAAGUAUUGUAUUUUACCGAGGGCUACUCGAGAGUUACUUACAUAUUUAUGUGAUCAUUCUCACAUUUUUAUCCCCACAGAAGCAUCGCAAGAAAACUGGGAAGAACUUCUUGAAAGCAUAAUGGAUUCAGGGAAAGGCGAGGAGAAGAAUGAAGAUAUGACAGCAGCAGAAUAAUUACUCUAAGAUCAAUGAUGCAUACUUCCUUUCUAACCUUUAACUAAAAAAAUAAAUGCCUCAUUAGGGCCGAUUCAAAAUUUACUCACUGAUCAAUAUCACAUAUAGUAGAUACAGAAUAUCAUGCCUGUCUUGUGUGACGACUGUCAUUUUCAGUUUUAAGUCAUAGAAAAUUUACUCCAAAACGUACCAGAAAGAAAACCUUAGGGUCAGUUCAUUAUCGCUUUAAAAUCAUGAAACUGAUUAUUAGAGGUACCUUACACUGUAUCGUGUCAGCAAGACAAACAUGUCGCGAGAAUAAGGUAUCAAAUAAAACACGUGUAUUGUGAAAAUUUCAUGAGAUAGUGGGUAGGGCAGUGUGUACUGCACUACCCACGAAAGCGGCAAAUAUCGGAUUAAGAUCUUUAAAUGCCUUCGCAAUGUGGAGCAUCCAGAAGGAUGGCGUUUUUCUUGACUUUUGCUGCAAUUCAGAGAAGCAUAACAUAUUCAGAAUAGGAAUUUUAUUUGCUUUCUGAGUCAUAGCAUCCAAAUGUAAGAAUUUUUUUGGAAACUACUUUUCAAUUUCAUUAAUUGAGCAAAAAAAAUUUAAACUGCCUCUUUCUCAUUGAAUUCUUCAUAUUUCCCGCAAUAUUUUUUGGCGUCUGUUUGGUGUUGGAGAAAUAUGCAAUGACGAGUUUGGUUAUUUUCCUAACCCUGUUAAUUUUCUAAUGUUUUAUUACCUUGGCAGAAUGUCGCGUGACAUACCAAGAAGAACCCAUUUAAUUCAUUAUUGACAGUCGUCACCAAUCUAAGGUAACAUAAGGGCGCACGCGCAGUUACAUAUUUGUUAAAAGUUAGAUGUACGUGCAGUAGUGAUUAGUAUUUACCUUUCAAGUGAAUCGUGUAAUGCAUUCCGCGCACGCUGAUUGGCGCGCCGAUAGGAUAGUUCUGAGGUGAAUGACAAGUACUAUCCACUUCAGUAAGGGUGAAAGUGGUGGAUAUUUACCUCGCUGUUUCGCGGCUCGGUUAAUGUCCACCGCUAUUUACCUCCACUUUAGUGAAUAAUUGUUAAUUGUUGUUCAAGAUUACUUUACAUUAAGCCCUCUUUCUGAGAAAAGAAACUGGCUGUGAAAACUAAAAAGUGGA